UCUAGCUUUGGCUUAACAUAGCACAUAGCACAUAGCCAGCCAGCCUAACUUAGGCUAGGUCUACGUACUAAGUAGUCCUACUAACUAACCAAAAUGGAAUCAGUCCAUCCUCCUCCCAACUUUAUACGGUUUUUAUUUUCAUCCAAACCAAAAUUUGACUGCUAUUUCGCAGUUAGAAGAGAAGGUCAGGAAGAACCAGAAAGGAUUGGAGCUGUCAAGUUGAUGUUGAUGGCUCACAGUGAAGUUUUCAGACUAGAAUUAGAAGACAGUAAAUUGGCUGAGAAGAAAGAUGUUCCUAUCAAAGACAUCCAUCCUGAAACCUUCAGGGGAAUGUUGAGAUAUGUUUAUGGCUAUGACACUACUGCUACAAUGGAAUUUGAUGAGGCUGAUAAUUUACUGUAUGUUGCGGAGAAGUAUUUGAUGAAACCUUUGAAAGACAGCCUGGCUGCUAGACUGAUGACUCUUUUGAACAAGGACAACAUUUGUUCCCUGAUGAACAACCCUGCGUGUUACACUCAUCUGGAGUUGGACUCUGCCAUUACCAAGAUUUUGAGAUUUGAGACGGAUCAAGUGUUAGCAAGCCCAGAGUUUUUGUCGAUGAAUUCUGACGGUUUCCUCAAGAUUUUGGAACAGGACGAACUUGUGGUUCCAGAAAUAGAAUUGUGGAGAGCAGCGAUUAAAUGGGGCAAACACAGAGCUGACUCUGAAGAUAGACAGCUGAUCCGCCAACAACUCUCAGGGUUGACUCAACAGUUAAGACCUUACUCACUGAAUGCGGAAGACAAAUUGAAAGUGAUUUAUUCAGGAGUUUUAGACACAGAAGAAGUCGACAGUUUGUGUCAUUGUCAUUUUAAUAAGGAAACCCCUCCAACUCUUAGUCAGUUUUCAAAUGAGACUAAACCAAGGAAACUGAAGACAACAAAGUCUGUCUAUGGUCAACUAAAAGUUAAAAUGCCACGUGUGUCAAGUUUCGCGAAUUUAGAUCUCAACUUCAACCUGACUACCAAAAGACAUGCAAUUGAGUUGUCACCACUCGAGUGUGAAUCACUUGAUCAUACACCAGGUAACCCUGUAGGUUGGACAUAUGAAGUGAGCUGUUCAACAACAAUAACUGAGUGGACCAACAAGGUUGAGCGUGAACCUCCAAUAACCUUGGAUAACUUCAGUGAGCAAGUCAAGUAUGGAGUGAAGUUUGAGAUUCCUCUAGCUGUUGAUGGGAGAAACAUUACCUUGAAGCCAGACACCAAGUACUCUGUCAAGAUGGAGUUGAAAGGAGGAACCAAGAUUCAUUACAUUGACAAAGCUUAUACCAUCGAAAAUGAUCACUUGAUUCUAAAGAUACCCUAUCAUAGUCAAUAUGACUGCUACCUCUUUCCCUCAGACAAGUUGAUGUACAGAGCAACAUCAGAGGAAUAAUGGCACUCUGGAAAAUAAUAAAAUACUUAGGAGCUGUUGGGGUUUAGAUUACAUUUAAGUGUAAUGUGCAAAACAUUCACUCAUAUCUUUUUAUAGUUUUAUUUUUAACUCUUGUUUGACUCUAAUCGUUAUAGAACUAAUAUGCUUAUUAAAAAAAUCUUCUAAUCCAAAUUUAAAUAAAUGCAAAUUUAGUUAAAAGUAUGUUUGGUUAUCAGCAUACACAGUGUGUGUAGUAAAAACAAAAAAACAAUUUUCAACAGAUUUAAGUUGUAUCUAUGCUGCUGGAAUACUUACUGCUGUAGAAGUGGAAAGCCAAGAACCUUGCCUUGAAUAAAACUUCUUGUUAUUUGUCGUGUGUCUUUUGUAUAUAAAUAUGUAUC
Molecule: messenger RNA, 1796 nt
Organism: Macrosteles quadrilineatus (aster leafhopper)
Lineage: Eukaryota; Metazoa; Arthropoda; Insecta; Hemiptera; Cicadellidae
Product: BTB/POZ domain-containing protein 9-like
Exons: 5
Coding region: 94-1416 (440 amino acids)
Biological process (GO): neurogenesis
Cellular component (GO): cytosol
Molecular function (GO): protein binding
Source: RefSeq, a predicted model, not a curated record